Messenger RNA from Fraxinus pennsylvanica, 405 nucleotides. The record is from the annotation of a GenBank genome assembly. Lineage: Eukaryota; Viridiplantae; Streptophyta; Magnoliopsida; Lamiales; Oleaceae.
AUGGGUAUGGUGGAGGCCCCAACAGCAUCAUAUUCAUCACUUGCACAGCGCUCAUCGUGGCAUUCUCCGGUGCCCUACCUCUUCGGAGGAUUGGCUGCCAUGUUAGGGCUCAUUGCUUUUGCUCUCUUGAUUCUGGCCUGCUCGUAUUGGAAACUUUCCGGCUACCUCGAGAACCAGGGCGAAACCGAAAGGGAUCUUGAGGCCGGAGAGGUUAAUGGCGGCGGCGAUAUUGGCUCAGCAGAUGGCAGCCUAAAGGCGGCGCCACCAGUUCUUGAAGAUAAGUAUCUAGUGAUCAUGGCUGGCCAAGAGAAGCCAACUUUCUUGGCCACUCCUAUGUCCAGUAGAGCAUCAUCUUUUGGCAGUAAAAGUACUUUCAGUUCUAGUAGUAAAUCUACAGAGGCAUAA